Molecule: messenger RNA, 889 nt
Organism: Hyalella azteca
Lineage: Eukaryota; Metazoa; Arthropoda; Malacostraca; Amphipoda; Hyalellidae
Product: vacuolar protein sorting-associated protein 13C
Exons: 7
Coding region: 101-889 (262 amino acids)
Biological process (GO): protein targeting to vacuole; protein retention in Golgi apparatus
Cellular component (GO): extrinsic component of membrane
Source: RefSeq, a predicted model, not a curated record
AGAUUUCAUGAAGACUGAUCAAGCAGAUUUAAGAAUUAAAAUAGUACAAGUAAGAGUAUUCUGGUACUUAUGUUGUGGUUGAACAUUAAAGCAGUCCAAAAUGUUGGAUAAGUUGAUAUGCAAUCUCCUCAACAAGGUGUUGGGAACCUAUAUAGAAAAUUUAGAUGGCUCCAACCUGAAGCUAAGCUUAUGGAGUGGCAAGGCAGAGCUCAACAAUUUAGACAUCAAGCAGAGUGCCUUGGAGGAACUGCAGCUGCCCAUCCGCCCUGUUUAUGGACACCUUGACAAACUGCGUCUGGUGAUACCAUGGAACAACCUGUUUGCCGGGGUGUGGGAGGCUCACGUAUCAGGGGUGAUGCUGCUAGUGGCCCCAAACACGUCCAUCACCUACGACAAAGACAAGGAAGAGAAGCUUCUGCAUCAGGCCAAAAUGGCAAUGCUGGAGAAGAUAGAAUUGGCGCAGGCAAAGGCUGCCGCAGGGGCGGCCGCCAAUAAGGCGACCACACCCGCAGACGACGGUUACCUGGAGAAGCUCAUCGCACAGGUCGUCAGGAACAUCCAAGUGACCAUCACUGAUGUGCACGUCAGAUACGAAGACAAUAUCAGCACUCCAGAGCAUCCCUUCUCCUUUGGGGUGACCCUGGCCAGCCUCUCUGUUAUCAGCACUGACAAACACUACACGCAGUGUCUAGACACUGACCGUCUUGUCUAUAAAGAUCCUCCUAGGAUCCGCUCCAGUCUGGCCAUUGCUGACCAUCCAGACGUGAGGCGGGUGGUGAACAACCGAGUCCUCAUAAAAAUGGAUCCGAAGAAGAAGAAGAAAGUCUGCCACCACCAUCGUAAGAGUUUGUUCAGUACAGAGCUCAAUCCUCCAGAAGAUUCAAAUUGA